Molecule: messenger RNA, 2080 nt
Organism: Arachis ipaensis
Lineage: Eukaryota; Viridiplantae; Streptophyta; Magnoliopsida; Fabales; Fabaceae
Product: transcription factor MYB97-like
Source: RefSeq, a predicted model, not a curated record
CAAAUCCCUUCAACAAUUCACUUCAUGCCUUUGGCUUUUGUUUGCACCUCCCAAAACCCAUCAUAUCAUUGUAGACUAGUAGAAUCCCUUCAUCUCCGUUCUUCGUCGUCGUCACCACCACCACGCUCAACCUCAAUCACUACCACCACUCUCUCUCUCAUAUAGAGAAUUUAAGAGUUUAGAGUUUAAAAAAAUAUAGUGGAUCCAAGCAUUAUUGAUUCAAAGUAGAAGAGAGAAUUAUGCUAAGGACAACGAAGAGAACAUACAACUAAGUGAUUACUAUAUUUAGAUAUGCACAAGAGGUAGGAGUUGGACUAGUGUGGCUAUAUUUGGAUGAACAAGGAAAUAAACAAAUUUUCCUUGGCAUGAUGGAAAAUAUUAAUAAAGAUGCAGAGAACGAUGCAAACAGUUUCACUGCAAUGAGGGGAAGCAUGGAAGCAGGUGACGGCUGCUGUGGCGAUAGCGGUGGUGCGACGGCUGCGGGAGAUGAGGUGGCUUUGAAAAAAGGUCCUUGGACAGCCGCAGAGGAUGCAAUUUUAGUUGAUUACGUAACGAAACACGGUGAAGGGAACUGGAAUGCUGUACAAAGAAACACAAAGUUGGCUCGAUGUGGAAAGAGUUGUAGGCUAAGAUGGGCUAACCAUUUGAGACCAAAUUUGAAGAAAGGUGCUUUCUCCCCUGAAGAAGAAAAGCUCAUCAUUGAACUCCAUGCUCAGUUUGGAAACAAAUGGGCUCGAAUGGCUGCAUUGUUACCUGGAAGAACUGACAACGAAAUAAAGAAUUAUUGGAACACAAGGGUGAAGCGGAGGCAAAGGCAAGGGCUUCCUCUGUACUCAGAUGACCCUGAUCGUCCGACUAUAUCAAGCACACCCACGACCCCUAUAACUCAUCUAGGAACAAACUUCAUGAACAAUUCUCCCACAAGCAAGUUUGAGUUUCUCCACCACCAAAGUUAUCUUCAUUCUCCAUCUCCACAUCACCACCACCUGAACCAUUCUCCUUUAACAUCACCACUUCACAGAGCUCCGUCUUAUUCCCCUCACACAUUCUUGGAUGCUACUACGCAUUCCCCUUUAUCCUCGUCAUCACUUCACUCACCACUCUCCACUCCCAUUUCAUCUUCACCUCUCUCCUUCACCUUCCAUAGACCUGCACCGUUGUUGUGCAACCCUCUUCGCUUUAAGCGUUACCGUUCAACUUCAACUGUGAAUCCAACCACACCAACCACGCCAACCCACUUAUCUGAUCUUGAUAACGGGUUUAGAUUUCCAGUUCAUCUCAACUCUUCUUCUUCUUUCUCCCACUUCUUUCAGAACCCAUCCUUGUUGGAUCCUGAAAGAAACAUGGUAUGUUCGACUUCUCCUUCUAGUUUCCUAAGCAAGAUAGAGCUCCCUUCAAACCAAUUUUCAUUGUCAUCGCAACCGCACCAAAUAGAGCCAUCAGAGUUUAAACUUGAUGAUGUUGAGUAUAAUAAUGACCCUAACUGUUUAAAUACAAGUAAUGGGUUGGUUGGGGAUAUUCUAUCUGAAGCUCAAACCAUGGCUUCUAGCCAUCAGAAUUUAAAAAAGCGAAGCUACUUCGGCUUGAAUGAAGGGCACGAUGAAGUUUUUGAGGGUUGCCAAAGCUUUGAUGACUCUCUUUAUUGGUCUUCUAGUUCAGGACUAAAACCAAAGGAAGAAGCAACAAACUUAGACAAAUCCAUGAAUGAGGACUUGUCAACAUUGCUCCCUGUAAUGCCUUCAACCUUACAAUGCCAACAGAAUUGGCAGCAUAAUAAUACAACAGAAGUCUCAAAUAAUGUCCAAUCUUCUUGUCUUAUGACAGAUGACAAUUUUGGACUUGAUAUAAAGCCUGUAGCUUCAUUAUUUCCUCUCAACAAUGCCACGAACCAUGAUAAUAAUAAUAAUAACACAGGAUGUUACUCAUGGGACAAUUUAUCUGGGCUAUGUUGACCUUGACUCAAAUUAUAAAUAAUGGUCACAAUUUAUGUAUCAUAAUGACUUUAGAAGCUAUUUAUUUUGUUGUUGAAAUCUCGUGAUUGAUGUAGAUGAUACUUAUUAUUGUUCAGAACAUUGAUUUU